This is a messenger RNA of Aricia agestis (brown argus), 801 nucleotides long. RefSeq names its product 28S ribosomal protein S10, mitochondrial (gene mRpS10). Gene Ontology annotation, cellular component: mitochondrion; mitochondrial small ribosomal subunit. The record is from RefSeq and is a predicted model, not a curated record. Bases 151 to 666 code for a protein of 171 amino acids. The transcript is spliced from 3 exons. NCBI's taxonomy places the organism in Eukaryota, Metazoa, Arthropoda, Insecta, Lepidoptera, Lycaenidae.
UUCAUUUUUGUGUGUGAGAUUUACCAAUAUUUAUUUUAUAGGUAACCAAAAAACCUGAUAUUUAAAAUUAUAUAUCUUACUAAAUAUAAAAAAACGACAAUCAAAACGUUAAUAAAGUGCGACAAUCUAGGGAUACGAAGAAAAAUCUAAAUGAAUUCAUUGAAGAGUUUAUGGCGUACCAGCCCUUUAAUACGAAAUGUAUUCAACACCAGCCAAUAUUCAGCAGUCAGGUUCUUACCUACAACAACUACAACCCCAAUCGUGCAAACCACGGUACCAACGACGGUAGAAUUGGACAAAUUAUUUAAAAGAGUGGAAUUGGAAAUGCGUGGAAUAGACCCCGCUGUACUUCUGAGCUAUUCGUGGUUCUGUAUUGCUGCUGCCUCUCAUUUAGGCAUUGAAGUUACAAGAAGCUGGGCUUUGCGGAAAGCUGAAAAAGAACGCCACACGCUGUUGAGGUGCGUCCACAUCUACAAGAAGCACAGAGUACAAUACGAGAUAAGGACAUACUUCAGAUUCAUACAUUUACAGAGGUUAACGGAAUCAACAUGCGAUACAUACUUGGAAUAUAUUGAAAGAAAUCUCCCUGAGGGUUGUGCAUUGAAAGUUACAAAAGUAGAAUGCCAAAAAUUAGCAGAACACAUCACCCCACCCACGGAACAAUAAAAUCAAACCUACAAGAACUAAAACCAAGAAUCCAAGGACUGGAGAAUUUUGCUCUUGGAUUUGAACUUUGAAGUAAAAAUUGUGUUGUUAUAUUAUUAUGUAGAUAAGAAAUAAAUAAAGUAGCUGUUAAAAAAC